ACUUUUUUAAUUAGUCGUUCAAUUUGGCAACCCUUAACGCUGUAACGCAAUUUUUUAUAUGGAAUGGCAAAUAAUAAUUUUUCACUCAUUUUUUUCUGAUUUUCCCUUUCCGCCUUUGGUUUAUAAUUAAUUUAUCUGAACCGCUGAUUUUUUAUAUAUCUUCCAGUCUUUGUGGUUGUAUUUAACUUAUGUGUUGUAUACAUGUAUUUGUUGGUAUGGUUGUAGAAUAUAUGAUGAUGUGAGUGUGUAUCAUAUUCUUAAGUGAGUGAACGGAUAGUAAAAAACAUUGCAAAAGAUUUAUUUAUUUUCAAAGCGGCAGCAUCUAAAAUAUUCAGGGGCAAAGUAACUUUGUAAUUGUAGCUAAAAUUUUGUUGCUAAAAGAAUUACAUUUGGUGGAUAGUUUGGAAUUUAUGCCAGAAAAAAUAAUAACCUGUAAAUAAUCAUUUGCAAAUUUUGUCUUGAGUGAUGAAAGCUUUUAAAUAAAAAAAACCUUAGAGAUGAUUAUUAUACCAGUAUAAUGCAGAAUCUUACGCAAAUUUCUUUAUGCUAUAACAUAUUUAAUGAGUAUGUGUAUUUAUGUUUCAGUGAUCUCCAUGUCUGUAUGUAGACUAAAACAUUCAUGGCUUUGGCAAGUACUUUUGUAUUAAGCUUGUAUGUGACAAAACAUAGCAUCAAUCGGCAAUUAGGUGUUACAAGUCAAAGACACUGAUUUCUGGGAGAAGAAUUGUUGGUGGAGAGAGCGAACUUAUCAACAAACAAUUCUCAUCAUAACUUGAAGUAAUGGCUACUGUUUUCCCACCUCCUUCUGGGGGUCAAGCUAUUAUUGAACAGUCACCAUCACAAAAUCUUCCUGGAGUACAGAGACCUAGGAACUACACUCCAUAUGUUUUUCAACCAAACUUUUUAAAGCAACAAAUAAAACAAAGAGUAAAUGAACUCAUUCCAAUGUUACCGAAUUCUGUUGCAUCAGGUGCAAACAGCGCACCGCUUGGUGACCCGUCAGAUAGAUUUCGUAAUAUGAAUUCACACAUGCCGAAUCAACCUAGUAGUUCAAACCAUACACAAGCUUCAAAUAGUAUGCAAAAUUCAUCUUCAGCUUUACCUGAUGACAUCACUGGAAGAAAAAAAAUGGGAAGGAAGGUGAUUGAUUGGACAUCAUCAUGUGCUCUUCAUUUAGAGAAUCGAAGAUUUGACCGAGACUUCACUGAUGUCCCAGAAUUAAUGCCAAAUACUUCUUUUAAUAUUGAAAUGCAAUCUGUAAUUGCAUAUAGAGGAAAUCCAGUUUCCAGUAUAACUUCAAAAUUUGUUCGAAGUGCAACAAAUAAAAUGAAAUGUCCAGUUUAUAAGGUUGUUUGGACUCCUGAUGGUCGACGUCUCGUUACAGGAUCUGCAAGUGGAGAGUUUACAUUAUGGAAUGGAACUGCAUUUAAUUUUGAAACUAUUCUUCAGGCCCACGAUUGUCCAGUCCGUGCAAUGGCUUGGUCAAACUACGAUAGUUGGCUUAUUACUGGAGAUAAUCAAGGUUACAUCAAAUACUGGCAAUUAAAUAUGAACAAUGUUAAAAUGUAUCAAGCACAUAAGGACCAAGCUUGUAGAUCAGUAAGUUUUGGACCAACCGAUCAUAAAUUUACAACAGCUAGUGAUGAUGGUACAGUAAGAGUUUGGGAUUUUUUACGGUGUCAUGAGGAAAGAAUUUUAAGAGGUCACGGUGCAGAUGUAAAACAGGUUGCCUGGCAUCCAACUAAAGGCAUUUUAGCAUCAGCAAGUAAAGAUUUACAUACACCUGUUAAACUAUGGGAUCCAAAGUCAGGACAGAGUCUUACAACAUUACAUGCACAUAAAGGCACUGUUAUGGAUGUGAAAUGGAAUCAAAAUGGCAACUGGCUUCUUUCUGCUUCUCGUGAUCAUCUAAUUAAACUUUUUGAUAUUCGAAAUUUAAAGCAAGAAAUGCAGGUGUUCAGAGGACAUAAAAAAGAAGCAUUUUCUGUCUCAUGGCAUCCAAUACAUGAAGAUUUAUUUGCUAGUGGUGGGUCUGAAGGAAGCAUCAUAUUUUGGCAAGUUGGGGAAGAGAAAGAGGCCGGUUGUUUAGAAGGUGCUCAUGAGAGCUUAAUAUGGAGUUUAGCUUGGCAUCCACUUGGCCAUGUUCUUGUUUCUGGGUCUAAUGACCACAGCACAAAAUUUUGGGCUCGAAGUCGUCCAGGUGACUCAAUGCGAGAUCGUUAUAAUUUAUGUUUACUGCCUCCUUCACAAGAAGAAAAUGUUGCAUCAAUUGCUCCUGGUUCUCUGAGAGAACAUCACGAACUAUCAAAUGAAGUGCCAGUAAUUCCAGGUAUGGGUGAUGCUGAUGUUGCUGCUGCAGAUAUAGCAAAACGAGAUGAGGAAGAACAGAAAUCCGGAAUUCCUGGACUUGACUGGUCAUAUGAGGAAAAGAAUGAAUUUGAAAGAAAGCUUUCAUCGCAGUAUGAUAGAAGAAAGAUACCCUAUGCAAGACCUGUUCCAAGAGCCUUUGUUGCAGCUUGGGAAGCUAAUAAGGAAGGUGCUCCUCCAGAUCGACCAAGGUCACCUCGUUUCCACGACAGAGAUAGAGACUUUGGAAGACAUCGAUGGCGGGACAGGUUCGAUGAUCGGCCUAGGGACAAACCUGGUCGUGAUUUUCGCAACGGACCUAAAGACUCAGAUAAAAGUGACGAUGACGGUCGAAUUUUUGUUGAUGGUUUUGAAGUAACUGCUGAUUUUGAUCCUGAUAAAAUCAAAAGCAUUCAAGCUAAUUCUGAAAACAGGAGACUUAGUCCUGACAGGGGCCCCACAGAACGCCCUGGGCAUGAUCGAGGUAUUAGAGGUCCAGAAAGGCUCAGCCCUUAUCGAGAAGGCAGGGGACCAGGGCCCUCAGGCAAUGAUUUAGGUAGCAGGGGGCCUGAUCGGCCAGGCCCUGAAUUUGAUGGCCGGGGUCCUGGGCAUGAUUUUGGCGGUAGAGGGCCUGAUAGGGGCAGUCGCAAUUUUGAAAGACCUGGACCCGAUCACCUUAGACCUGACAUGGGUAGCAGAGGUCGCCUUGGGCCCCCCUCCCCUGAGCGUGCAAGAGGUGAGCGUUUUGGACCAGAAAUUGGUGGCCGGCGACCAUCUGGGCCUCCUUCACCUGAACACGCAAGGAGAAUGGGUGGAGACACGGGUCCUCCAAUGCGUAGGAUGUCACACGAUAUGCCUGAUAAAAAUCGUCUGCGUGAUGAAUUAUAUGAACAGGUUAGACGUAGCGGAAAUGAAGAAGAUAUGGCUCUCAUACGAGAACUUGAGGAGUAUGGUAUACCUUUGGAGGGUGGUUUGGAGCCCGAGAUAUUUUAUGAUGAAAAUGGAGGACCUAUUGAUCCACUCGGACAAAUGCAGAGACCUGGUAUCGAUCGGCCACUUGGUGAUGCACCACCUAGUUUAAUGGAUAUGGGCGAAUUACCAGCUAGAGGCCGUGGUAGAGGUUUUCGAAAUAGAGAAGAUAGGGGAAGAGGCCGAAAAAGGCGAGGUAGAGGUCGAAUAACUCCUCCUAGGAUGAGAAGAGGUGGAGGGCCGCCAAGGUGAUCCCACAAAGUAGCGAAAACCGAGCUGCUUGAGUGGCCAAAAUGUUCUGUUCCAAGGUAUGAUGACAAUCUGCAGAGAUGAUGCCUUUUCAUUGACAAGCUGGUAACUGUCCUUUCAGAUGCUAUCCUGCGCAAAUAAUGUCUUUUUGAACAAUGGUUCCACAUAAAAAAUGUUCCAUGGUGUUUGAA
Styela clava is the source of this 3755-nucleotide messenger RNA. RefSeq lists its product as uncharacterized. Gene Ontology annotation, molecular function: protein binding. Gene Ontology annotation, biological process: mRNA 3'-end processing. The record is from RefSeq and is a predicted model, not a curated record. Gene Ontology annotation, cellular component: mRNA cleavage and polyadenylation specificity factor complex. NCBI's taxonomy places the organism in Eukaryota, Metazoa, Chordata, Ascidiacea, Stolidobranchia, Styelidae.